Molecule: messenger RNA, 2526 nt
Organism: Hypanus sabinus (Atlantic stingray)
Lineage: Eukaryota; Metazoa; Chordata; Chondrichthyes; Myliobatiformes; Dasyatidae
Product: zinc-binding protein A33-like
Exons: 6
Coding region: 8-1420 (470 amino acids)
Molecular function (GO): protein binding
Source: RefSeq, a predicted model, not a curated record
GAGGCGAAUGGCUGAGAGACUGAGUGAGAGCUUGUGCUGUGGCAUCUGCACGCAGACCUACACUGAGCCCGUGACCCUGGACUGCGGACACAACUUCUGCAGACCCUGCGUCUUGGGGCUGUGGGCCAGGCAGGAGGGCACCGUGCCGUGCCCUCAGUGUGGCCAGACAUUCCCUAGGAGGGAGCUGAAGACCAACCAGCUGCUGGCCACCUUGGUGGCCAGCCUGGGUGUCCUGCGACUGGACCCCGACCCUGCGGUGACCGGGCAGAGGUGCCCUUCCCACUGGGCACAGCUGAUGCUCUUCUGCCCCAAGGAUCUUGCGCUGGUGUGCCCCAGCUGCCUGGCACAGGAACCGGAUGGAAGGAAAUCCUUAAUGCCUCCAGAGGAAGCCUACACAUUCUGCCAGGCGAAGCUGGAGAACUCGGCUGCUUUCCUGGAGAAAAGACUGUUGGAGUACCGGACGGUGGAGUGCAGCCAGGGGACCCGGAUCUCUGAGACGCUGGAAUUGGCGAAGAACCUCCAAGAGAACAUCGAGGCACAAUUUUCCAAGAUGCACCAAUUCCUGUGGGAGCAGGAGACGAGUCUGAGUGAGCGGCUGACCAAGGAGUCCCAGGAACUGGUUCAGACUCUGGAGGGGAACCUCACGCUGGUCUCCAAGAGGACCACCUCCAUCGAGAAGCUCAUUGCAGAGAUACGCUCGCUGAUCCACACCGAGGACCGAGAUAGGCUCCUGACGGAAAUCAAGAACAUCAUUCAAAGGAGCGACCUGCACCGGGAGCCGGUGCUCCAGCCGCCCGAGAUGAACGUCGGUGAGUUCCAUGGCCCGUUGCAGUACGCGGCGUGGAAACAGAUGCUAAACGUCGUCAGCCCAGUUCCGGCGCCGCUGACUCUGGACCCGGAGACGGCGAGCCCCGCUCUCAUCCUGUCCAAGGACCACACCAUGGUGAAGAGGCGGAUCAAGCUGCGGCAGGCGCCCGAGAGCGACCGGAGGUUCACCUUCUGCGCCGCCGUGCUAACCACGGAGGGUUUCGCCUCGGGAACCCACUACUGGGAGGUGGACGUGGAGGCUUCGCCCGCCUGGAUCGUCGGCGCCGCCAAAGAGACGGCGGAGCGCACCGAGGACGUGCUGUUGACACCCGAUAACGGCUUCUGGACGGUCAGGCUGUGGAACGACAGGGUGCAUUGCCCCCGGGAUGGGCUGUCAUCGGCCCACUCGUGCGCCAAAGCCAAGCCCGAGCGGAUCGGGAUCUUCCUGGACUACGAGAGGGGGCAGCUCUCCUUCUACGACGCCGGCGACAUGUCGCAUCUCUGUACCUUCUUUGAACGCUUCUCAGAGAGACUCUACCCCUUUGUCUUCCCUCUCUCCGGCCUGGAGACGGCCGACACUGAGGUGCUCCGGCUUUUCCACCUGCGGUUGUGAGCUGCCAUCACGAGGAAUAAUGAUUCUCCGGCCCGGGUAGUGAGGAUGCGAGAGGGUAGGGGUUUGCUGUCCCGCAGAGUAACCUUUCUCUGGGAUGCGUGUGCAAAACCGAUCGGCACAACAGGAUUCGGGUGGGGGAGGGAGGUUUAGCCGGAUGGGAUUAUGAAUGGGGAAGCGGGUGUAAACAAAUUUCAGGUAGAAAAGGGUCAUCUGAGUGAGUGACAAAAGGAACAUAGGGCGGAAUAUACUGUCGUCAACCUCAUUGAAGCAGAACAGUUUUAAUGGACCAAAUGCAUUUGUGUCCAGAUGAAUUUCAAAGGGGAAAUCGCCUAUUCGUCCAGAUAGCAAGGAGAUUGGAGUGUGUGGUCACGGCGCCUUACUGGAGUUACCCACAUUCUUGGAGAUCUCAUCUCCAGAGAGGGAACGCAGCGAAGCGACUGGAUCCGGGGAUGGUGGGUUUGCUGAAUGAGAUUGUGUAGCUGCAGACUCUAUAGUGUUGUGAAUGUACCACAGCUCUGAGGGGCCGAAGGGUGCGGGGGAGCCCCCUCCUUUGUGAGAAUCGCAAGAGCAUGAUUGGGUUGGGUCAGAGGACUCAGGAAAUGAGAGAGAGAGAGAGAGACAUGGCCAUUGUCUCCUGGAGACAACGUUUGCGGAUUGGGGACUACGCUACGUGCAAGCCCUCGGGCAAAGUGGGCUGGUUGAGAGAGGGAUUGCAUCACCCCAACCUGAUUGACAUCUACUACCCGGCGAGCUAAGAUAAAAGGGGGGAUGUAGGAACAACCCCUCAGACGCACCAGAAGAAACGCUAGCGAUCCCGUAAUAGCGGGAAGCCAUUUGAAGGAAGCCACGUGCGUUCGGUUCCCUUGCCUGGGGGCUAGUGGCUGGUACCACGGAAAAUGACUUGGAACGGGGAACCAACUCCCCCGACUCAACGGAUUGGCCUCAUAAAAGACCCGGGCAAGUUCAAAAUCGUCUCUCUUAAACCCAAAGGGCUGCAGCUUGAAAGGACAGUGACUUUUAUCUUUCCAUCGGACAAUACAAUAUCCCCUAGAGAUAGAGCUAUUGCUUAAUUGAUGAUUAUUAUUAUACCCGCGGUUUUUAGAUUG